Messenger RNA from Hymenoscyphus albidus, 281 nucleotides. The record is from the annotation of a GenBank genome assembly. NCBI's taxonomy places the organism in Eukaryota, Fungi, Ascomycota, Leotiomycetes, Helotiales, Helotiaceae.
AUGAAGUCCUUCACCUCCAUCAUCUUCUUCCUCGCUCUUGCAUCCCUCGGUAUGUCGCAAAAAUGUAACAAGAAGGAGAAUGAAGUUUGUAAGGAAGGGUGUCCUAAAGAAAUUGUACGUUUAUUUUUCCUUUUCCUUAGCUACUAUCUUACGGUUAUACUUAAAGAGAAGGGCAGAAAGAAGCAAUAAGUGCUAACAGGAAAUUCUUACAGGGUGUUAAGAGUUGUGUUUCGGAUGACAGAGGACUCAGUUGUGUUUGCAACUUCCCUGACCGUCGUUAG